Messenger RNA from Physeter macrocephalus (sperm whale), 1617 nucleotides. RefSeq names its product complement C1q like 2 (gene C1QL2). The coding region runs from base 1 to 864 and encodes 287 amino acids. NCBI's taxonomy places the organism in Eukaryota, Metazoa, Chordata, Mammalia, Artiodactyla, Physeteridae. The record is from RefSeq and is a predicted model, not a curated record. Gene Ontology annotation, molecular function: protein binding. The transcript is spliced from 2 exons.
AUGGCGCUGGGCCUGCUGAUCGCCGUGCCGUUGCUGCUGCAGGCGGCGCCCCCCGGGGCGGCGCACUACGAGAUGAUGGGCACCUGCCGCAUGAUCUGCGACCCGUACAGCGCGGCACCCGGCGGGGCCCCCGCGGGCGCCAAGGCUGCACCGCCCGGACCCAGCACUACCGCCCUGGAAGCCAUGCAGGACCUGAGCGUCAACCCUCCGCCCCCUUUCAUCCAGGGACCCAAGGGCGACCCGGGGCGACCCGGCAAGCCGGGGCCGCGGGGACCCCCGGGAGAGCCGGGCCCACCUGGACCCAGGGGUCCCCCGGGGGAGAAGGGCGACUCGGGGCGGCCCGGGAUGCCUGGGCUGCAGCUGACGACGGGCGCGGCAGGCGGUGUCGGGGUGGCGGGUGGCGGAACCGGGGGCGGCGGCGACUCUGAGGGCGAAGUGACCGGCGCGCUGAACGCCGCCUUCAGCGGUCCCAAGAUCGCCUUCUAUGUGGGUCUGAAGAGCCCCCAUGAGGGCUACGAGGUGCUCAGAUUCGACGACGUGGUCACCAAUCUCGGCAAUCACUACGACCCCACUACUGGCAAGUUCAGCUGCCAGGUGCGGGGCAUCUACUUCUUCACCUACCACAUCCUCAUGCGCGGCGGCGACGGCACUAGCAUGUGGGCGGACCUCUGCAAGAACGGGCAGGUCCGGGCCAGCGCCAUCGCACAGGACGCCGACCAGAACUACGACUACGCCAGUAACAGCGUGGUGCUGCACCUUGAUUCAGGGGACGAGGUGUACGUGAAGCUGGACGGAGGGAAGGCUCAUGGAGGCAACAACAACAAGUACAGCACGUUCUCGGGCUUUCUUCUGUACCCGGAUUAGAGGCGCCCGGAGCGCGAGGUGGGGUGCCUUCCGGCCGCCCUACGCCAGUGGGAGCGCGAGGACCACUCUCGCUUCCUGACGCUUCCGGACAUCGCUGGAAAAGACACAUCCCUGCUGCCCUUCCUGCCCCGCUUCCGACCUCAGUGUGUCUGCGACUCGCCACGCUCUGGACUGUGUUCCUGGUCCCUGUCCCCAACCUAGGGCGGGAGAGGGGGACGCCAGAGUGGAGAAGCGAGCGUGAAUCUGAACCCCGGUGAGGCGGCGGCGCAGACUUUGCAAACCUGAUUGGACUGGACUGGCCCGGAGGGACGCCGGCCCUCCUCCAGUCCCCCUCCUCCUAGGAGCGCCCUGAGACUGAGGGCUCCCGGCCCGGGCCACCCGAGGGAGGCCACAGUGAGAACGAGCCCCCCGGGGAGUCCUUCUCUGUGACCUGAAAUACUUGUGCGAAUGUCCCUGUCUAUAAGCCAAAAUCCCACCCUCAGCAGAAUCCCAGCAAACGGAAACUCCAUCCUGCCUCCGACCCACCGCAACGCAUUAAAUGAUGUUUUUAGACUAUGGAUUCCAAUGUCUCUGUCAGCGUGGCGCCAGGACCAGGCCUCCAGAUGUUCCCCUUGACAUAAAGACCUAAACUAGGCCCUGAAUAGCUCCAUCUCUACCCUGGUUGCCAGCCACUGCCUUGUCCCUGCCACCUGGGAUGGGUGAAAAGAUGUGGGGAGAUGGGAGGGCAGCAUCUCACCCUUUGCGGGGGGUCUC